UUUUUUUAACUGUGUAUACUUUAAAUAUAGUUUAUUUGCUUACCUUGAUAUCUUUAAAGAAUGAUUAUUUUGCAAAACAACAAUGCGUAAAUAUCAUCAGUUAUUAUUGGUCGUAAUAUCUUGUAUUAGUAUAAUUGUCUUGCUUACUUACAAAAGCGAAAACACACGCUUGAAAGAUGUUCUAAGUGCAGUAAAUUUCUUUGGCCGAAAGGAUGCCGAAGAAUUGCGGUUGGUAAAUAACUUUACCGCAACGGAUGAAGACAUCAUUGACUUUAAUCGCCCGAUGCCAGUUUGGCAGCUGAUUGGAAGUUCGUUUCAUGCCUACGCUUCGUACUGGUAUCGCAACGAGCUGGUUUCUUCGGGAGGGGAAGUUUUGACACUUGUAACCGGAAAGAUUGGAGCUGUAGUAAACUUUCGUUGUAGUGCAUAUUACGACAACGAACGGAUUGUGCAAGGCAGAUUCCGUUUUCAACACAUCAACCAAGGCACAAAUAAUAAUGAUACUAUAUUUUCAAAUUAUAUAUUUUAUUGUCGCCUUAAAAGUGAUUUAGGUGAGCCUACAAGCAUUGUCUAUACCGACGUAGGUGGCGGUAGUAAUGCGGAUCACAAAUUACGUUUACGUGCUAUUAAAAAUGAAAAUCGGAGCAACGUGCCACAAACCCAAUUAGCUAUUUGUCUAGAUUUAGUCACACUUAAUAUUAGCAACAGCUUUGGUAGAAAUGAUGCGAAUUGGUUGGAGUUCUUUUUGCAUCAUUAUGUUCUAGGCAUCAACCAGUUCAUAGUUUACAACGGCGAUGAACUCUCAGAAAUGCUCCUGCAACAACUAAGGAAACAUAAGAAAUUACAAAUACAUUCGCUACCUUUUAAUUUCCCUUUUACGGACAAAAAUCAUACAUCCAAUUUGCGAGAUAUGAUUAGAACAGAUUGCCUACUGCGUUGUAUGCACAAGGCGAAAUUCUCUAUAUUGCUACAACCGAACGAAUUUUUCUUCCCUAAUGCUAAAUUGAGUGAUUAUCAUUCUGUGAUGUAUUCAUUACAUUCACAUAGCACCGACAAUACCGCAUUUGAAUUACAGACUUAUUCGGUUUGCAUUGACAAAAAAAAUAAAUUAUUAACAAAUAAUAGCUUUUACGACCCAGAAGUAGUGAAACCACACCAAAUUUAUAUUUAUAGACCUCUGGUGCCUACGUCAGCCACAAAUUCGCCGGCAGGAUCUACAAGUAGUACUGCCAUUGCACAAUCCUUAGCUUUUGCUCAUAGGUACAUUGAUUGCACCCAUGUCGGAAAGGAUGGUUUACACACAUGGCAUAACACUUUGCGUCAGAAUUUCAUGAACACCAUAAUUAGUAAUAGGUUAGAAGUAAAAGAAUUAAUGCAUAAAUAAGAUAACACUAGAAAUUCAUAAAUGUAGUUUUUUUUAUAAAGUUGCGACUUCAGUAAGUGUGUGAACGCAAACAGUACUGGACUUUUGGAAUUGUAGGACGUCAGGUCAUAUAUUAGAGCAAUGUUACUAUAUACCUUAUUUUAAAGCAAAUGUAUGCAAUAAUUUUGUUUAUUAUUUAAGAAUGAAAUAAAUACUCAAAUAAGCCAA
Molecule: messenger RNA, 1591 nt
Organism: Anastrepha obliqua
Lineage: Eukaryota; Metazoa; Arthropoda; Insecta; Diptera; Tephritidae
Exons: 1
Coding region: 83-1384 (433 amino acids)
Source: RefSeq, a predicted model, not a curated record